Alternaria postmessia is the source of this 252-nucleotide messenger RNA. RefSeq lists its product as uncharacterized. Gene Ontology annotation, cellular component: mitochondrion. The record is from RefSeq and is a predicted model, not a curated record. Lineage: Eukaryota; Fungi; Ascomycota; Dothideomycetes; Pleosporales; Pleosporaceae. The transcript has 2 exons. The coding region runs from base 1 to 252 and encodes 83 amino acids. Gene Ontology annotation, biological process: mitochondrial respiratory chain complex I assembly; electron transport chain.
AUGGCACCACGCCCCUCCAUCACCGGUUUCGACCCCAAGAAGUUCGCCGCUGCCUCCGCGAACGGCACAAAGGGUGACCCAUGGGCCCGAUAUGAGCAAUGGCGAUACACCGGACCCUUCUCCCGCUUCAACCGCUUCAAGGGCUCCUUCCCUGGCCUCGGAAUAGCCACCGUCGCAUUCGCCGGAUACGUUGUUGCCGAGCAACUGUUCUUCAAUGACAAGGACGCUCACCACGAUGAGGGCCACCACUAG